AUGGAAGUCUUCUCGAAAUACUUCACCAAGCUGGUGAACCAGAAUGCCGGCGCCAUCUGGCCCGGCAUCAACCGGCCGGCCUCGAGCCCCGGCAACUACUCUCUGCUGGCCGCCGAGAUGGCCAAGAUCUCACAUGACCUGGACCAGGCCCCAAAGAUAGCCGAGUCGAUCGAGAACGGCACCGAGGACCUGUUCCGCGUCAACUUUGAUCUGUCCACCUUCAUGGAACACUUCAAGCUGGAUGCCUUGGAGAAAACGAUACUGGCCCUGGCCUUCAAGUUCGGUCCCAGCCAGGAUCUUAAGCUGAAAGCCGAUGCCAUUCUUGCCACAAAUUUCCCUACCUUUGUGAAUAUCAUUGCUCGGCCUGACUACGGCGCGCAUAGCGAUUUGACCGCCGAAUCUAUCUCUACCAUCCUCGAUCGCUUCAUCCAAGGCCACCCGCCAACCUUUACUCCCACCGCCAAGUCGGAGCUCAUCCACAAGGUCAAGUCACGCUGGGCGCAGCCUGACCAGACGCCGCCUUUGGAAGUGCUGGCUUCACUGGACCUGCUCCGUGUUUUGGGUGAUAAGUCCCCCUGCGCGCUUGCCUCGUACAUACAGCGGGUUGGCACCGACUUCACGCGCGACGAGGAAACGUGCUAUGGGUACCUUCAGAAGCGUACAGACAACAUUGGGUUGAGCACGGAACAGGUCUCCUCCGCACUGACAUAUACCGCCGUCAGCCAGACACCAAGAUUCAACGCCUCUGUCCUGGUUGCUGCCCUGCGGCGAGUUCUCCCGCCUUCGUUUGUUUGGCAGGACGUCGUGGCGUACUUCGACCAGCGCGACGUUAGGGUGUCGCCGGAACAGUUUUUACGCCUUUACCACGCCUUGUUACCCCUCGCCCAGCCUACUGACUCAACCGAACAACUCGACAUACAAGUGCUCUGGGGAGGCCUGCACUGGGAAUAUCCCGAGACCCAGCUGGCUUUCAUCUGCGCAUUCGCGUCCCUGACACCGGAGCAAUUGGAUGCCACGACCAUCCCCGGCCUACAGCCAACCUUCACUCUCGCUGAGUAUGAUCAAUCACCUCCAGCAGCGCGUGAGAGAGCUGCCGUGGCCGUGAAGCAUCCACUUGUAUCAGUCGCCGCACUCUCGGCUAUCUUCCAGGUUGCUCUUGACUCUAUCCACGCAUCGCAGGGUCCCGAGGCGAAACGGCUAUUCCAACAAGUUGUCAUUCCCAAUCUCGACAUCUUCCUUGUUUCAGCCUUCGGCGUACCCAAGCCUUGGACGUUGAUGGCUACCGAGACUUUGACAUCUCUCUUCGCAGAGUUUCUGUACAAGGGUCCUGAGGCUAGUGUCUUCGUCAUGGACAGUCUCUGGAGGAAAGACAAGGACUGGGUUCGUCAGCGUCUCAUUGAUGCCCACGCGGUCAAGCCCCUAGAUUUGGCCACCAUCUUUGAGCAUGCUGUGAGGCACAACUGGCUUGAGGAUUUGGUAUACCUGCCUAACGGCUUUGGUUACGACAUUGCUGCUCUGGCCCACGCUCGCGGUUACCUCAAUCUGCAGGAAUGGGCCGGCACGAUGAUGCAGGAGUCCACUGACGUCUCCCGGUCGCUUCUACAAUUCUUAAUGAUCAAGGCGGGCAUGGAAUUCCGAUUUCAGCGCACUCCGGAAGGCCAGGUUCCGCAGAAGGAGAGCACAACACUCCACGUCAAAACCGUGUCGGCCAUGCUUCAGAUACUCGAGGACUUCAUGCCCAAGUCGCCAAUCCACGAGAUGAUCAUGAUACAACGCCAGUGCAUCAUCGCAUACCCGCGGCUUAUAAACUACGGCGAGGGAUACGACGACAUCAUCGACGCCAACGGCGCGGCCGGCAACGCGUUGCCUUCACAGGCCAACGCUAGGAUGGAGGAACACUACAAGCACAUGUACUCUAAUGAGAUACAGGUCAAGGAUAUUGUCGAUACCCUCCACCGGUACAAGCACUCACGCGAGCCGCUCGAGCAGGACGUGUUUGCGUGCAUAGUUCAUGGGCUUUUUGACGAGUAUUCUCAUUAUACCGGUUAUCCUCUCGAAGCCCUGGCUACCACUGCAGUGCUCUUUGGUGGUGUGAUUUCGCACAAGCUCAUCCCUGAUUUACCGCUGAAAGUUGGCCUGGGCAUGAUUCUCGAGGCUGUAAGGGACCACCCGCCUGAACAUUCCAUGUACAAAUUUGGUCUCCAGGCCUUGAUGCAGCUGCUCGGCCGUUUCCGAGAAUGGCCUGGGUUCUGCAAGCAACUCGUACAGAUUCCUGGGCUGCAGGGAACGGAAGCCUGGAAGAAAGCCAUCGAGGUCGUGAAGGACCAUGAAGAGGACAUGGCCCAUGGCAAGAACGGCGCAGCGGCUGAGCCUGACAUCAUGGUUAAUGGCAACGGUGGCGGCAGCGAUGGGCGAGGUGGUGAGAAUCCUACUCCGCCAUUCGCAUCCAUCAGCGCCGACCCAGCGCCUGCGAAUCUGCACUACGACGACCCCGACGAAACUGUUCAGGAUUCGAUACAGUUUGGUCUCAACAACCUGACCGCCGCCAAGCUGCAGGCUGUUUUCCAAGAAAUCCGAGGCAGCUUCGAACACCGGUAUCAGCAAUGGUUCGCAAGUCAUCUUGUCGAAGAGCGAGCAAAGAUGCAGCCCAAUUAUCAUCAGGUCUACCUGGACUUUGUGCGACUCUUCCAAGACAAGUCUCUGAACACUGAGAUCUUGAGACAGACCUACAUCAGCGUUACACGCAUGAUCAACUCUGAAAGCACCCUGCAGAACUCUACAGAGCGAACUCACCUGAAGAAUCUGGGCGCCUGGCUUGGUCUGCUCACCAUUGCCAGAGACCAGCCGAUCAAGCACCGCAACAUUGCAUUCAAGCAGCUUCUCGUAGAAGCGUAUGACACGAAGAGGCUCAUUGUUGUCAUUCCCUUUGUCUGCAAAGUCCUCAUUCAAGGUGCUAGGUCCACGGUCUACCGGCCACCGAACCCGUGGUUAAUGGACAUUCUGCACUUACUUAUCGAGCUCUACCACAAUGGCGAUCUUAAGCUCAACCUGAAGUUCGAGAUCGAGGUUCUUUGCAAGGACCUCAACCUCGACCACAACACCAUUGAGCCGUCCCAAGAGCUUUCUCAACACCGAGCCCAAGUCGACGAAAUCGGCGACCUCACAACCGUCGAUGCGCUGGAUCAGUUCGACAAUCUCUCCCUGAAUGGAAUGGCCGGCGCUGUCUCUACUGGCCUUUCCCCGCAUGCCGUUGUACAGGUGACCAUUCCAGAUCUCGGACCCCAGCUACAAAUCCCACCCGUCAAUGAAAUGAUUGUCAGCACUGCUCGGUUACACGAAAUGGUUCGCACGGCACUUACCAGGGCGCUCCAAGAGAUCAUCACACCUGUUGUUGACAGAUCAGUAACUAUUGCUGCCAUCUCCACACAGCAGAUGAUCCACAAAGACUUCGUCACCGAGUUGGACGAGGCCCGGAUUCGAAACUCGGCCAUCACCAUGGUCAAAGCUACUGCUGGCAGUUUGGCACUUGUUACUAGUAAGGAGCCACUACGAGCCAACAUCACCAACUACAUGCGCCAGCUUUCUAGCGAGCUGCAGCAACCUCUUCCCGAAGGCACUCUAAUCAUGUGUGUCAACUCGAACCUCGAGCUGGCCUGCAGUGUCAUUGAGAAGCAUGCGGAAGAGAGAGCCCUUCCGGAGAUUGAGGAGAUGAUGGAACAAGAGUUGGAAGCUCGCCGUCGUCACAGGAUGCAGAGGCCUAACGAGCCAUACUGCGAUCCCGGCCUUAGCCGCUGGUCUUUGACCAUUCCAAACCCUUACAAGCUUGCCCCCAGUCUGACUGGCCUCACCGCAGAGCAGCUUGCAAUCUACGAGGAAUUUGGACGACAGUCACGCGCUCCUGCUCCCGCCAACCAGGCUCACGCUGCUUCGGCUUCCGAUGCUACUCGCAGUAUCGCGAACGAGGUUCUUCAGGAUCAGUACAGCUCGGUCCCAAAUCUACCAACCCCAGCCGAGACUCCUUCCUUGCCGCACCUACCGACGCAGCUCCCAUACCCUGUUCACCAAGCAGCUGUGACGAAUGGACGGCCCUCGGUGUCCACCCAGGUGGACGCACGGGCCCUCAUUGAGCGGUUUGCCAAACUGCUUGGUGAGCUGCAGCGUGCCGCCAUGGAGUCGCGUGAAGAACACUUCACUGAUCUCCCAAGGCCUCAUGCCGUGUUGGAUGCUGUUGAUGCCCUCACACAACUGAUCAUCAGGACCUCCCAAAGUUCUGAUGAGUUUGCGGUGUAUGCGGCGGAGAAGAUCUGUGGAAACCUAUUCUCGCAGGUCGACCACACACUCUUCCUCGAGAGUUUAGUCCAUGUGCUCGAGUCCUUGUUGAAGAUUUCUGCCACCUCUGGCUCCGGCCUUCUUGACAGAGUUCAGACACUCUUCCGUCAGCAACUGCCCCAAAGCUUCCUCAACAUCUCUCUCAUCACCGCCCUUCUCGGUACGACUCUGGCAGAUCUCUUGAGCCUUCAGACUCUCGAUGAAGCCGUGUCGCAGGCGCUGGCUAAGAGGGACGAGGGAUCCCUGGAGUUUUUCGAAAGGUUGUGGGAUCUGACACUUGCCACCGACAGGCCAGUUGCGCUUUACGGUGACUUCCCUGCAAGUCUGUCCCAAGUUUGGCCCUGGAUCAACCAGGAGCCUGACCUUGAGGUCUCUCAGCGCUUGAAGUCCAAGAUCCUAGGUUCCGGGCUCCUUCCUCCCGGACAAGCUGGAGAUUCUCACCAGAACGAGCAGUACGAAUACAUUUUUGAGGAGUGGGUCCGCCUAUGCUAUAACCUCAAUGCCCCAGAGAAAGCAGUCAUCUCAUUCGCCAGACAACUUCUGGCAAAGGGCGUCAUUGCCAACAAAGACGGGCUUGUAUCCUUCAUUCGGUAUUCGUUGGACAUUGCCAUCGCCAUGAGUGAGCCGGCUUUGCUUGCUGGAGCUAGCGGCCACGAUGCCUUCCUCGGUAUCGACGCACUGGCUAGACUUGUCGGCAUUUUAGCCCAUGAGAACAUCCUACAACUCAGCGACAUGAUGGUCGGAGCCAUGGCAGUUUUAGAUGCCGCCCUCAACAUAGGCACACUGGUCCUCAACCAUCACCAUGUGCAGCGAGGCGAGAACUUCAACUCACGCGCCUUCUUCCGCUUCUAUAACAUGCUCAUGUCCGAGGCGGAUGCUGCAUUGAACUCCGCUUCAGCCGCCGACCAAGACAUCUCCGAGCCACAUCGCCGCGAGUUCCUGCUCAGAGCAGCCGACACAUUCCUACAGAUUGCACCGAACCGCUUCCCUGGGUUCUCCUUCUCCUGGCUGGAACUGAUUCAGCACCGACUUUUCAUGCCGUACCUGAUGAACCUGGACGGCAAGCAGGGCUGGGAACCCUUUUCCAAGAUUGUGGUGGCGCUCCUGCGUGACGUCAGCGCAUACCUGAACUUCGUCGAGAUUCACGAUGUUGCCAAGGACUUCAUUCGGGCUGCUACCAAGCUCGUUCUGAUUUUGCAGCAUGACUAUCCCGACUUCCUCGCAGCCCAUCACGUCCGAUUCUGCGCCAAUCUCACACCUCACGCUAUGCAACUCCGUAACAUCAUCCUCUUCGCCAAUGCGCGCCAGGAUGCUGGCGAGACAUCGGGUUUAUCGGCAGACUAUGAGUCCGCCGGAACCUACAUACAAGAGAAUGGCCUGCUUGGACUCGUGGACCAGCUGCUGGAAAAUGGUCCGUCGGAGGAUGCUAUCGCUCACCUGACCCAUGCCAUCCACAGGAACGAUGGGCGAUCAUCCGUCUUCGGCAACGUCGCUGUCAGCACAAACACUGCGCUUGUGAACGCUGUGGUACUCUACAUCGGCACUUGCGCUGUGAAGCGAGCGGAGGGCAAGGCUGACAUUUUCGUCCCUGGCUCUCCCGAUGUUGCGACACUGUCCCUUCUCGCCCACGAGCUGAGCCCCGAGUCGCGUUAUUUCCUCCUGUCAAGCAUGAUGGACGAAUUACGGGCACCUAGUGCCGUCACUAGCUAUUACAGCCAAGUCCUGCUUGAGCUGUGGGGACACGAUGUUAAUGACCCCGAGGAACUUGAUAUCCGUCAGCAGAUUGCUCGCAUCCUUCUCGAGCGCUUCUCGGGCUUCUGGCCACAGCCGUGGGGUCUAGUCUAUGUUACUCUCGAACUUGUAAAGAACGAGAAGUACAUGUUCUUUGAUCAACCAUUCAUCAAGGCCGAUCGAGAGGUUCGCGACCGAUUUCAGGCCAUCUUCCGUAGCAUCGCUGACAUUGCCUAG
Messenger RNA from Neoarthrinium moseri, 6297 nucleotides. RefSeq lists its product as uncharacterized. Lineage: Eukaryota; Fungi; Ascomycota; Sordariomycetes; Amphisphaeriales; Apiosporaceae. The transcript has 2 exons. Gene Ontology annotation, cellular component: CCR4-NOT core complex; P-body. Gene Ontology annotation, biological process: nuclear-transcribed mRNA catabolic process, deadenylation-dependent decay. The record is from RefSeq and is a predicted model, not a curated record. Gene Ontology annotation, molecular function: molecular adaptor activity. Bases 1 to 6297 code for a protein of 2098 amino acids.